GCGAUCGCAACCAAGUUCAAGGAAGCGAGGUUCGGUAACCGUGUACCGAACCCUCCAUCUCUCCGGCUGUUGUUCCUGCUUGACGAUGAGAAUUUGCCUGUUGAGCGCAACAUCUUCGACUCGUCCCCCGCGCAUGAAUUGUUUGAGGAGCUGAGCCACAAGGCGAAUUUCUUCGUCGCUCGCAAGCUCCUCGCUGCCAUGCCGGAGAAGGCAUUGCUUCGUCGCCAAGCUACGCCCAUCCCUCGUCGUUUCCAGACCUUCGUCGAGAGGAUGAACAGGCUUGGUUACGAGAUCGAUCCCACUAGCAGCGGAACUCUGCAGUGCAGUCUCUUCAAGGUGGAGGAUGCUGAUCUUCGCAAGGGUAUGGAAACCCUUUUGAUCAAGUCCAUGCAACGUGCCAAGUACUACGUGGCUGGUAAUGUGCCGGAGGACCAGCGCCAGCAUUAUGCACUGAACCUCCCGAUCUAUACUCACUUCACUAGCCCCUCGCGACGCUAUGCGGACAUCAUCGUUCAUCGCCAACUCGAGGCUAUUCUGUCAAAUGGGGCCGUCGAGUUCACUGAAGAUGUCGAAGCGCUUCAGAAGACAGCGGAUCAAUGUAACAACAAGAAAGACUCCGCCCACAACGCUCAAGAGCAGAGUGUGCACAUUGAGGCGUGCCGCACGAUGGACAAGAAGAGGCAGGAGAUUGGCGGUGACCUUAUCAGCGAGGGAGUUGUUAUCUGUGUGUACGAGUCCGCUUUUGACGUUCUCAUUCCCGAAUACGGCUUCGAGAAGCGUGUCCACUGUGACCAGCUGCCACUGAAGAAAGCCGAGUUCCGCAAGGAAGAGCGCGUUCUUGAGCUGUACUGGGAGAAAGGCGUGCCGUCGUCGGCCUAUAUUCCCGAGGAUGAGCGUCCAAAGGCAACCAACACCCGUGCCGCUCUGGCCGCCGCGGAGGCCGAGGCCGCCAGAGAGCGUAGAGAGAGGGAGGAAGCCCAGCGCAAGCAGACGGAAACGGGCACCAUGUCGACCGACGAUGUGGAUGCUCUUUUCGAUGAUGAUGACGACAUUUCUGAGGUCACCGAGAUGGCGGCUGGCGUUUCUCUGAACUCCUCCGUGGACCGUCCGACCCAGAGCAUGCCUCCAUCGCCGACCCGGAAUGGUCCCGUUGAACCCGAACAAACUCCUCACCGCACUCGCUCGGACCCGAAGCUUGCCAUCAGCGCCAGUGAAACUCCUGAGGCCAAAUUGACGAACAAAGAGAAGUAUCUGAAAUUGUUCAAGCUUCGCGAAGAGGAUGGGGAAUACAUUCAGGAUGUGACCGAGAUGACUCGUGUGCCGAUCAUUCUGAAGACUGAUCUAACCAAGAGCCCUCCAUGCUUGACCAUUCGGUCCGUGAACCCCUACGCCUUGUGA
Molecule: messenger RNA, 1398 nt
Organism: Rasamsonia emersonii CBS 393.64
Lineage: Eukaryota; Fungi; Ascomycota; Eurotiomycetes; Eurotiales; Trichocomaceae
Product: Exosomal 3'-5' exoribonuclease complex
Exons: 3
Biological process (GO): mRNA catabolic process
Cellular component (GO): P-body; exosome (RNase complex)
Molecular function (GO): RNA binding; 3'-5'-RNA exonuclease activity
Source: RefSeq, a predicted model, not a curated record